AUGAGCUAUGAGAAAGGCCAUUGUAAUGCGUGCCCACCAGAGAAGGGUGAACAAAAAGUGUCUUAUUACUACACGGCUCCUGCCUGUAAACCUUGCCUCAAAUAUUUCAGCAAACUGUGCAGUCGGAACAACGAGGACAGCAAAUGUCAAGGCCCUGGAAGCUGCUCGGAAAGAAGAAAGUGCAACAAAUGCUCCUACAUGGCCUGGACCGCAUUGGGAUAUCAGAAGAAGGUGCCGCCAGCGCUCCAACUGACCGACUCUGACUCCGAC
This is a messenger RNA of Mesorhabditis spiculigera, 270 nucleotides long. The record is from the annotation of a GenBank genome assembly. Lineage: Eukaryota; Metazoa; Nematoda; Chromadorea; Rhabditida; Rhabditidae.